AUAAUAAUAAUAAUCGAUUAUUAGAAAAUAAUCCAAUUUGUUAUUGUGAAAUAAAAAGUCCUUCACUGAAAGAUGUUCAACCAAAGUCAUGUGAUGAUACGCUUAACAAUCAAUUGUGUGACAGUCACACUAUGAAUCAUAAUAGGCUGAUACAAAUUCCAAACACAAACAACGAUGAAUCACUGCAAAACCCAUUAUCAUCAUCAACUACCAUUAGAACAAUGACUACGGUUGAGAAAAAUAUUUCAACAAACUCUAUACCAAACAAUGAUACAUUGCUGAUUGAUCAUUCAACCAGUAAUAUUGAUGGUAAACAUUUCAUUCCAAAGGAUUACAACCGGUUUAUGACAUCAUCGAACUUAUCAACAAAUAAUGUCAUCAACACAAGUGAACAAAAGUCUAUUUUUCAUACACAAUUAAUUGAAACCCUGUGACAAUUAAGAAAAAACUGUGUGAUUAUUUUAAUCCAAGAACGAAAUACUAGCAUUGAUUAGUCAGUCAAUUAUUGAUUUUUCUUCAAAUUGUAUAAAUGUUUUCAAUGUUUAUAUUACAGCUUUGUUAUAUUCAUUCCGAA
Messenger RNA from Schistosoma turkestanicum, 574 nucleotides. Lineage: Eukaryota; Metazoa; Platyhelminthes; Trematoda; Strigeidida; Schistosomatidae. The record is from the annotation of a GenBank genome assembly.